AUGCAACGCUUCAAGUUCUUAAACCGCAAAAAUGACCAGCGCGUCCAAAAAUGCUUUUACAAGUGCAGCGCGAACCACCGAAUUACGAAAAUCGUGAGGGAGGUGUAUCUUCGAAACGACAUAAGUUGUGGAGUAGAGAGAUGUAACGUAUGCGAAAAUAAAAACAAAAAAAAGUACCUAGAUGGAGAGAGAAGUAUUCUUAUCCUAGACAUAAACACCAUAGUAAAAUAUAUAGACUUCUUAUACGAGUGCAAUGUGGAUAAUAUAUUAAUCCCUCUGACGAUGUAUGAACAUGUGAGGACCUUUAAUAAAAUUUUGCAUAAGAAGCUACACGAGUUGUGUUACGAGACAGAAGAUAGUAAUGCCUGUAGUAGGAAGCGAUACAGCGUCUUUGCGAACAAAUUUUGUAAAUUUACCUACGUGGAUGAUAAUGCAGAUCUGUCCACGAAGCAAGUUCAAGAAAUUAUAAAAAUGGUUAUAUGGGUUAAGCAACAUAAUGCUAACCUGAAAUUAAUCGUCCUAAGUAAUAAUAAAUUUUUAAAAGAUGAUUGCUUGAAAAAUGACAUUUCUUGUUUUAGUAUGUAUGAAUAUGUAAAGGGGUUAAGAAGGGAGAGGACAAAACAAGAUGAUGCACAUGGUGCCAUCAACUUGGACACAUUAAAAAUGUAUUUCGAAGAAGACAUACUAAUGGAUGAGCAGCAUAGCAAGGGGGAAGGUGUGGACAAUGGCCAAGAAGAUUCUAAUGAGGAUACAUACCCCAUGGCAGAAAGCAAACGAAUAUUCGAACCCCACUUGGAUAAAAAGGAAAUGAUUCAAAGGCUUAGGGAUCAGCUCAUUGUGAAAGGCAUUUUCCAAGUCAUUUGCGUUAAUAAAAUGGCUCUAGUAAAAAUUACAGAAACGGAUGAAGUUCUUAUAAGGGGGUCUAAACACAUGAACAGAGCACUACACAAUGAUGUGGUGGCGGUGCAGAUUUUGGAGUAUGGUGAGGCGGGGGAACUGUCCGGGCAGGAGGAGGAAGACUACUUCGAGGAGGUCAUCAGUCCGGAGGAAGAGCAAGAGGAGGAGAAGCAGCAGGAGGAACAUUUUGACGCGGGGCCAAAUAGAAGAAACGAAGAGGAGAACCCCCCAAUAAACAACGCCAGGAAGGGCAAAGUGUACGGAAAGGUAGUCGGAAUUAUUAGCAGAGGAAGAAAAGAAUAUGGAGGAGUGAUAAAGGCAUAUGAAAAGGAACAAAGUGCACACAGGAAGAAAAUUUUAUUCUUUAAAGCCUUUAAUAACAAGGUACCUUAUGUUAUAAUAAAGAGCAGCAUAGGGGAAGAGCUAAAGAAUAAAAGAGUAAUUGCGGUCAUUGACAAAUGGGAUUAUAAUUCCAAGUACCCAUUGGGGAGGUGCCUAUCUGUGUUAGGAAUAUGCGAUGAUGUUGAGACGGAAACGAAACUGAUUUAUAAUGAAUAUAACAUAUCGACCAAAGAGUUUAGCGAAAGUGCUUACAAGUGCCUACCUCCAAAUGAUUGGGUAAUCCCAGAGGAGGAAUAUGUUAACAGGACAGAUUUUAGGGAUGUGCUAACGUUUAGUAUUGACCCCCCAGGUUGUGAAGAUAUUGAUGAUGCGUUAUCCGUGCAAGUGUUGGAGGAGCAGAAGAUUAUUGAAGUAGGAGUACACAUAGCAGAUGUGUCUUACUUUGUAAAGCAGAAUAGUGCACUAGAUUUAGAAGCCUCCAAAAGAUGCACAACUGUUUAUUUAAUAAAUCAGCGUGUUGAAAUGCUUCCAAAAUUACUGACCACAGAUUUAUGUUCCUUAGUAGAAGGUCAAGACAGACUGACCUAUAGCUGUAUCUUCUCAUUUGAUAUGAAUUACGAAAUUAGGGAUAUAAAAGUGAGUAAGUGUAUAAUCAGAAGUAACAAAUCUUUUUCAUAUGAGCAAGCACAGAACGUGAUUGAUGACAAGGAAGAUUCUUCCCCCACGGCGGAGGCGCUAAGAUUACUUAACAACAUCGCGAAGCAUUUGAAGAAAAAGUGGCUAAACGAAGGCGCACUGGAGUUGAGAGGAAAUUCAGAAGUACUAUUCGAAUUUGAAUCUAACGAUUUUUCAAAGACAAAAAAUUUAAAGCCAUAUGUGUCUUACGACACGAACAAGCUGAUUGAAGCAUUUAUGCUUUUAGCUAACCGAUCUGUGGCAAGAAUAAUCUACCAAGGUUUCAAGGCAGCCAGUGUAUUGAGAAGACAUCCUCCACCAAAAAAUGAAAAUCUGAAAGAAUUAAAUGAUUAUCUAGAAUCCAUAAAUAUUCACGAUUUUAAAUAUGGCACAUCUAAGGAGCUUUCCUAUUCAAUUAAUAAUAUAAACUUGAAGGAUGACAAAGUGUUAUCCAAUAUAUUAAAAAUAUUAAUCACCAAGUGUAUGAAUGAAGCUGUGUUUAUUUCAGGCUAUAAUGUACACAAUAAUGAAAUGCUGAGGCACUACGGAUUGGCUGCAGAUAUUUAUACCUUCUUCACAUCACCCAUUAGGAGGUAUGCAGAUAUAAUGGUUCAUCGAGUUCUUAAUCACAUUUAUGGGAUUGAAAUUUUGGACAGCAAAUACAUGGACGUUAUUUACCUGAACAAGCAAGUAACCCUACUAAAUGAAAAGUACAGAAAUGCUAGAUUUGCGGCAAGAGCAUCGGUUGAAUUUUUUUCUUACCUUUAUAUUAAAAAAGUGGGUAACCAAAUUACCAAUGCUGUGAUUACAAAUUUGAAGAAAAACGGAGUACAGAUAUUUCUGCCGUGCUACUCCGUGGAGGGCAUUUGCUAUUUGAAGAGGAAGGAUGGGUUCGUUUUCGAUGAGAAGCGCAAGCGCUUUCAAAAGCUCGGCGAAAAUAAUGAGGUGCUUUUCUCCCUCAGCUUCUACGACAAUAUCCAGGUCCACGUGCAGGUGGACAGCGGCGAUAUCAAGUGUCAGAAUAACUUUGUUUUUAUAAAGAAGCUGUGA
Messenger RNA from Plasmodium fragile, 2964 nucleotides. RefSeq lists its product as uncharacterized. The coding region runs from base 1 to 2964 and encodes 987 amino acids. Gene Ontology annotation, molecular function: 3'-5'-RNA exonuclease activity; RNA binding; endonuclease activity. Gene Ontology annotation, cellular component: cytoplasmic exosome (RNase complex); nuclear exosome (RNase complex). The record is from RefSeq and is a predicted model, not a curated record. Gene Ontology annotation, biological process: rRNA catabolic process. NCBI's taxonomy places the organism in Eukaryota, Apicomplexa, Aconoidasida, Haemosporida, Plasmodiidae. The transcript has a single exon.